Messenger RNA from Penicillium diatomitis, 2292 nucleotides. Its product is annotated as C-24(28) sterol reductase. Gene Ontology annotation, cellular component: membrane. Bases 1 to 2292 code for a protein of 763 amino acids. Lineage: Eukaryota; Fungi; Ascomycota; Eurotiomycetes; Eurotiales; Aspergillaceae. Gene Ontology annotation, molecular function: oxidoreductase activity, acting on the CH-CH group of donors, NAD or NADP as acceptor; hydrolase activity. The record is from RefSeq and is a predicted model, not a curated record. The transcript is spliced from 8 exons. Gene Ontology annotation, biological process: sterol biosynthetic process.
AUGGAGCGUCCUGGUUACAUCGAAACUCCCGGUCGUCGGUCCACUAGAAGGACCCCGGCUCUGGACAUGAGCGAACGAGAGGACUCCGCAACGCCCUCGGAGACGGCAUCCACCAAAUCCUCUGCGCGUCGACGCACUACUACCAAGGUGACCUCGGAGGAUGAGCGGGAGGAGAGCCCUGCCGUGAAGAUUGAGAGCAAGGACGAAACCACAAACGGUGCGGUCAAGCCUGAAUCGCGCAUCGUCGACGGCUGGGUGGAGGGGUUGGACCCCAAAGUCGACUACAGCGGGCAUUACGAGUUCGGGGGCUCACCUGGAGUCCUCGCCAUGAUGAUUGGUUUCCCCAUUCUCAUGUACUACAUGUGGAUUGGCGCGACGUACUACGAUGGCAAAUUCCCCCGCCGGGCGGAGGGGCAGACUUAUAGCCAGUUCUUCUCUCACAUGGUGAAUCUCGUCUACACUGGCGCAUACCCUUCGCUGAAGGCUUGGACGAUCUACUGGGUGUUUUUCAUCUUCGAGGGUGCCUGCUACGUUCUCCUGCCUGGUGUCACUGUCUCUGGACGCCCGCUGCCCCACGCGGGAGGAAAGCAACUUCCGUACUAUUGCUCCGGCGUCUGGUCAUUCUACACGAGCAUUGCGGUGGCGCUUUUCCUGCACUUCACUGGACUGUUCAAGCUCUACACCAUCAUUGAUGAGUUCGGUCCCCUGUUGAGUGUCGCCAUUCUGUCGGGCUACCUGGUGUCUUUUGCGGCCUACUUUUCGGCCCUUUACCGUGGAGCGCAACACCGCAUGACUGGUUCGCCAAUCUACGAUUUCUUCAUGGGAGCUGAGCUCAACCCUCGUAUGUUUGGUAUCCUGGAUUUCAAAAUGUUUUUCGAGGUUCGCCUGCCUUGGUAUAUUUUGCUGGGUCUGUCAAUGGGUGCCGCGGCUCGUCAAUAUGAGAACUACGGCUAUGUCUCUGGAGAGGUCAUGUUCCUCGUUAUGGCCCACUUUCUCUACGCCAACGCCUGUUCCAAGGGCGAGGAGUGCAUCGUGUCUACCUGGGAUAUGUACUAUGAGAAGUGGGGUUUCAUGCUCAUCUUCUGGAAUUUGGCUGGUGUGCCCUUGAGCUACUGCCAUUGCACCAUCUACUUGGCGAACCACGACCCUUCUGAAUAUCACUGGAACCGAUUCUUCCUCGCCUUUUUGUAUAUUGCCUACCUUUUCGUCUACUGGGUUUGGGACACCACCAAUAGCCAGAAAAACCGAUUCCGCCAGCAGGAGCGUGGCACCAUGGUGAACCGGAAGUCUUUCCCUCAGCUUCCCUGGCAGACUGUGGAGAACCCUAAGACUCUGACUGCCGCCGAUGGCUCGAAGAUUCUCAUUGACGGGUGGUAUGGCAAGGCCCGCAAGAUCCACUACACGUGCGACCUCUACUUCGCGCUCAACUGGGGUUUGAUUACCGGUUUCUCCAGCCCCUUCCCUUGGUUCUACCCCGUCUUCUUUGCUUGCAUGAUCUCUCAUCGUGCUUUGCGAGACAUCCAGCGUUGCCGGAUCAAGUACGGUGAGACUUGGACUGAGUACGAGAAGCGCGUGCCUUACCUCUUCGUUCCUUACGCCGGGUGUAUGAUGGAUCGGCCGUUCACCGGCCCUGUGGCCCGAUUUGCCCGCCAGAUUGCUGGACAGGGCUACAUCUGCGCCGCUCCAUCAAGCUACCAUGAAUUCACGGGCCCGGAGCCGCUCAAGUACGAUGUUGAGGACACGGAUAAUGGCAACAAGUGGAAGAUUACCAAGAAAUUGGCAGCCUAUGACGAGGACGCUCGUCUCUCGGUUGACUAUCUGCUCUCACUGUCAACCUGCAAUGGCCGCGUCGGGGCCACGGGAAUGUGUCUGGGAGGCCAUCUAGCCUAUCGCUGCGCCCUGGACAGCCGUGUCAAGGCUGCCGUGUGCUACUUUGCUACUGAUAUUCACAGCAAGACGCUUGCUCAAGGCAAGAAUGACGACAGUCUGGAGCGAGCAGGAGACAUCCAAGGAGAAUUGCUGAUGAUCUUCGGUAAGAACGACAACCACGUCCCACCCGAGGGUCGCGACUUGAUCCGCAAGACGCUGCACGACAAGGGUGUUCUAUUCGGGUUCUAUGAAGUUGCCUGGGCCCAGCACGCUUUCAUUCGAGACGAGCUCAGCAAAGGCCGAUACGACCCUGCUAUCACCAAGGUCUGCUUCGAAAUGCUGGUGGAGCUGUUCGGACGCACAUUGAAGCUUGACCUUGGCGAGCAUGAUGGGAAGAAGCAGGUGAUUGAGGAUGUGUGCUAG